Molecule: messenger RNA, 1389 nt
Organism: Penicillium alfredii
Lineage: Eukaryota; Fungi; Ascomycota; Eurotiomycetes; Eurotiales; Aspergillaceae
Product: putative nucleoporin
Exons: 4
Coding region: 1-1389 (462 amino acids)
Biological process (GO): NLS-bearing protein import into nucleus; nuclear pore organization; protein localization to nuclear inner membrane
Cellular component (GO): nuclear pore; nuclear pore central transport channel
Molecular function (GO): structural constituent of nuclear pore
Source: RefSeq, a predicted model, not a curated record
AUGUCGCUCUUUGGAGGACAGGCCCCGUCGGGCGGUAGCUUGUUCGGAAACACGGCCAAUAAAUCCAGCUCCUUUGGCGGUCUCGGUUCCAGCACGACCACACCAAAUCAACCCAGCGGUGGAGGCUUAUUCGGGUCAACGCAGAACCAGCAACAAGGUUCGACGGGAGGCGGCCUGUUCGGGUCUAAUACAGCCUCGCAACCACAGCAGCAGCAGCCGCAGCAACCCGGAGGCUUGGGAGCUUGUUCGGUGGGGGGUGGUGGUUUCGGGCAGCCGCAGCAACCCCAACAACAGCAGCCACAACAAUCCGGUGGUCUUUUCGGAUCGUCGCUGCAGCAGAAACCACAGGGUAGUCUUUUCGGAGGAACCGGCCAACAACAGCAGCAGCAGCAGCCCGCAGCUGGGGGUGGUGGGCUUUUUGGACUCGGGGCCAGUACACAGCAACAGCAGCAGCAGCCCCAACAGCAAGGCAGUCUGCUCGGUGGAUCGCUGCUUGGAGGCCAGCAACAACAGCAGCCCCAACAAGCGCAGCAAUCGCAGCUUGGCCAAACCACCAUGACCCAGCCCCAGACCCAGCAGCAACAGCCGUCCCUGUCCUCGAGCCUGUGGUCUCCCGGGCGUGCGAUUACUGGAGUGCACCGGACUGUUCCCAUGCAGAUCGCCAUCGUCAAGGAAAAGUGGGACGCGCCAAGUCAAUCCUCCCCUUUCAGAGCCUAUCUCUAUAAUAAUGUCGGCGAAGAGGCUGCGCCGUUCUAUCAACCAGGAGCCGAGGACGAUGAAACAAAGUGGGAGGAUGCCUUGCGCAAGCGACCUGGCUCGGGGUACGUCCCUGUGCUUGUCAAGGGCUUCUGGGAUCUCGGAAAGCGCGCACAGCGGCAGAAGGACUUUCUUACGAUGAUGCAAGCGCGUCUCCAUGAGAUUAACAACUGCCUGACCGACCUACUCUCGCGACACGACCUGAAGAUUUCCGUCAAGAUCGCCGAUUGCCGACGGAAACACCUUGUCCUCAGCAAGCGCUGUCUGGCCUUGGCUGCCAAGACGCAGGUCUUGCGCAACCGUGGCUACGCGAUGGAUGAUGCAGAGGAGGAAUUGAAGAAAAAGCUUACGCAGCUGGAACGUUCUGUCUUUGACCCUUCCCUGAACGGCCGAGGCGAAGAGAUCUGGGCUCGUAUGCUGGCUAUCCAUGAGCAUUCGAAGCGGCUCCAAGCGGAGAUGGACCGUGCUGGUGCGACUGUGGCAGCAUUAGCGGAGGAGGACAUUGACGAGCAGACCAUGAAAACUGCCAAGAAGAUUCUUGACGAUUACCACGCCCAGAUCCAGCACUUGCAAAAGGAGCUGGAAUCGGUGAAGAAAGACUUCGAGGAGGCACAGAAACUUAACGGAAACUGA